This is a messenger RNA of Pisolithus orientalis, 1021 nucleotides long. RefSeq lists its product as uncharacterized. Bases 118 to 840 code for a protein of 240 amino acids. The record is from RefSeq and is a predicted model, not a curated record. NCBI's taxonomy places the organism in Eukaryota, Fungi, Basidiomycota, Agaricomycetes, Boletales, Pisolithaceae. The transcript has a single exon.
CGACAGCUCGCCUGUGCGUCAGGCUCAAGGCUUCCAAUGGACUUCCCUCCUAUGCAGUAAGCAGCGGUAAGCUCUACAAACUAACGCCCUAAUACGAGACUUGACGGCAAUCUUGCGAUGGAUGAACUCACCGAGGCACGAGCAGCGCUGGCUGCGAUGGAGAAUCGUGAACGAGAACUCCUCAGCGAGCUUCACAGCAUCCGGGUUUCCGUUCGAUCGCAAAGGUCCAGAGUCGAAGAACUCAUCACACGAUUGCCGAUAUCUCCUAUUGAUCGUCUUCCUAAUGAAUCACUUCUACGGGUACUCGAGUUUUACCUCGAGGGGGUUGCCCAGACAUGUGACGUGUAUAUCCACGCCAAGCGGGAGUUGGCAAGCGUGUCACGUCGUUGGAGAGACCUGAUUCUGCACUCUCCAAGCCUUUGGACCCUGCUCACAGUGACCUCAAGUUGGACCGAAGCACGUGCGAAAAUCUAUAUGACUAGAAGUUCACAAUCUCUCCUCGACAUCGUUAUCAGGUUUUGUGAUUAUCGUUAUGAUGAUAACAACGGGAUUUUCCCUGCACUUCUCGAUAUUCUGACCUCUUGCGCUCAUCGCUGGCGCAGUCUCACCAUCCAUAAGCAUACCACCGACGUUCACAGAUCUCUCGUGCUGGAAAAGCUGAAUCAUUUAUCGUUCCCUUCACUAGAACGAGUUUCAAUCUGUUUGGCGUUCCCAAAUGUCUGCUACCUGGAACUCACUCAAUUCAAUGACGUUUUGCUGGAUUCUACCCCCAGUCGACUUUCUGAGCGAUGCUCUCCACUGGAAGAAUCUGGAGAGCCUGACUAUAGACGGAUUAGAUGACUCUGACUUGGAGUUGCUAGAUGGUUUAGACGCCUGGCUUUUGCAGCGACAAAAUGCGGGUCAAUCGAAGUUGCUUGUCGUGGUCACUACCUAUGGGUGUAACAUGCCGUCACUGUUUCACAGACUACCUGAACUUUGUUCUCUGGAGUGGUUUGAUAUUUGUUAUGACGUUGCUAUGAUG